CCCCAUAUUCCCUCAAAAAGAUUACCGAGACCAGGCUCACUACAGGCUCCGCUGUUGUUACUAGCAGGGGCCAUUGAAGAAGCCGAAGAUACGUUCUUUCAUGUUCACUAAAGGUAUCAACCGCUGCUACCUAUGAGAGACCUCUACACCGAGUGGGAACGCUUCUCCCAUCCGGACCCAGAUGAAGAAGACCCUCCAACUCCGGACGAAAUUCAAAUUUUGCGAGAGUUUACCGAGCGUUACGACACAUCCGAUACCAUUUCGGCAGAUGACGCUGCUCGCAAUUUAAUGUCACUCGCUGACGAGGGCUGCGGGGUAGAUGAGCGCCAGAAUGAUGUCGUGAAUAUAGGCGAACGCGUUUCCUGGUUAUUAUGGGAUGCCGCUAUCGAGAUGCCGCGCUAUCAGCCUGCUAUUCAUAAGUUGGUUGAGGCUAUUCGCGCACUUCCUGAGCUGGAAAGAACCGAGGAGCAGAUUCGAACCCGUCGUUUCGAAGAUAAAUUAGAAAACUGGAGAUCCUUGGAGGCAUUUGAAAACAUCUGGUCUGAGACUUAUGCGCGCUGCUGGGAGAUGAGAUACGGCCCAUAUCCCUUCUACGGGUGGAAUGACUUCCAUAGCGCUAGCGCUUUCUAUGCGCACUAUCUUGCUGCCUAUCCACCUGAUUCCCCCAAAUUAAGCGAAUUAGCCGUGGCAUUGCGACUUGUCAUGUUUGCACUAGAGCAGGGCCCAUGGACUUAUGCACAACCACGACCGCCGGAGUCGCCAAGAACUUUACAGCGCCACCACCUUCGGGACCUUCGCCGCGCUACUGAUUAUGUUCUUAUGUUGAAUACUGAUGUACACGCUAUGGUUCCUUUUUUUUGAAAUUGCCGGGCAUAUCAUUUUCAGUUUUAUCGGCAAGAAAGAUCUGUCUUUACUUGAAAGAAUAAAAUUGCGUGGUUGCAAUCUAUGGGAGGGAGACUCUUCGUUCUCGAUAGAGAGAUGGGAGUUUUGGAAAAAGCGUCUGAGAUGGAUAAGUGAGCAAGAUGAGCUAAUGGAAAGGACACAAGCCGACGCUCGGAAACUUGUGCAACUAAUGCAAGAAAUUGAGCAACAUAGCCGAAGAAUUAGUUCGGAGCGCUGGGCAUAGCACAAAUAUGCUAAUUAGGAGCUAGUUUGUUAAUGACUCUGUUCUACUCGGCAACUCAAUGUAAAUAACACCUACACAAUACGAUGGGCUUAUAGUAAAUAGAUCAAAAGUCCAAGGGAG
Penicillium brasilianum is the source of this 1246-nucleotide messenger RNA. Lineage: Eukaryota; Fungi; Ascomycota; Eurotiomycetes; Eurotiales; Aspergillaceae. The record is from the annotation of a GenBank genome assembly.